This is a messenger RNA of Acomys russatus (golden spiny mouse), 4704 nucleotides long. It is a transcript of the gene Ncapd2, whose product is annotated as non-SMC condensin I complex subunit D2. Bases 377 to 4552 code for a protein of 1391 amino acids. The transcript has 32 exons. Gene Ontology annotation, molecular function: histone binding. Gene Ontology annotation, cellular component: nucleus; condensed chromosome, centromeric region. The record is from RefSeq and is a predicted model, not a curated record. Lineage: Eukaryota; Metazoa; Chordata; Mammalia; Rodentia; Muridae. Gene Ontology annotation, biological process: mitotic chromosome condensation; mitotic cell cycle; meiotic chromosome condensation.
GGACUGGAUUAGGCUCCCGCCCUGCGGAAGGAUAACGGGUCACCAUGGAGAUGCCUGAGAAAGCGCCGAGACCUGGGGUCACGCCCCUCGCCUGCUUGCCCCGCCUCCCGCGCUGUGAUUGGCCGGCUUCUCCAGCCCCGUCGCGAUUGGCCUGCUGGCAGCCGUUGAGGUUUGAACUGCGAGUUGCGGGCUCUGCGAGCGCGGCGCCUGACUGAGGCGGGUCUCUGUGUCAGCCCGCCGAGGAUUGGCUGCCUUCUCCGUCAGCUUCAAAAAUACCUCGCUGUUUGGCGCGUUUUAUGCACCGGUGUUUUCGUCCUUCCUUUUCAGCGGCUCGAUCCCCAGUCGAAGAAGCAGCUGGUAAAGCAGUGGAAGAAAGAUGUCUUCCCAAAACUUUGAAUUCCGUCUGCCCUUAUCUCCAGAAGAGUUGUUGAAAAGUGGAGACAUAAAUCAGUAUGUUGUUCAGGAGGUACUGCCCAUCAAGCACCUGCCAUCUCAGCUUAGAGCCUUUCAGUCUGCUUUUCGAACUCGGGGGCCCCUUGCCAUACUGGACCACUUUGACACGAUCUACAGCAUUUUACAUCACUUUCGAAGUAUAGAUCCUGGCCUCAAGGAGGACACCCUGGAGUUCCUGACUAAAGUGGUGUCCUGCCACUCCCAGGAACUCUCAUCCAUCUUGGAUGACACAGCUUUGAGUGUGUCAGAUAGAAGCGCCCAUCUAAAUGCCCUCAAAAUGAACUGCUAUGCCCUGAUACGCCUCUUGGAGUCCUUUGAGAAUAUGACCAGCCGGACAAACGUUGUUGACCUGGACACCGGUGGGAAGGGUAAGAAAGCCCGAGCCAAGGCAGCUGUAGGCUUUGACUGGGAGGAAGAGAAGCAACCAAUCCUUCAGCUUCUAACACAGCUGCUGCAACUGGACAUUCGUCACCUAUGGAACCACUCAGUAAUUGAAGAGGAAUUUGUCAGUUUGGUUGUUGGCUGUGGCUACCGCCUUUUGGAGAACCCCACCAUUAGUUUCCAGAAGAACCGCCCCACCAGGGAAGCCAUAGCACACCUGCUUGGGGUGGCCUUGGUCCGUUAUAACCAUAUGCUCAGUGCCACCGUGAAGAUCAUCCAGAUGCUGCAGCACUUUGAACACCUGCCGUCCCCGCUGGUGGCAGCUGUGACACUGUGGGCAACGGAGUACGGAGUGAAGAGCAUAGUGGGAGAGAUUGUAAGAGAGAUUGGACAGAAGUGUCCGCAGGAGCUGAGCCGAGACACUGCAGGGGCAAAGGGCUUCGCAGCUUUCCUCACUGAGCUAGCAGAGCAAAUCCCAGCUGUCCUGAUGUCCAGCAUGUGCGUUCUGUUAGAUCAUCUGGAUGGCGAGAACUACAUGAUGCGCAAUGCUGUGCUAGCAGCCAUGACUGAGAUGGUACUGCAGGUUCUAAAAGGUGACCAACUGGAAAAAGCAGCCCGAGAAACCAGGGAUCAGUUCUUGGACAUCUUGCAAGCUCAUGGCCAUGAUGUCAACUCCUUUGUUCGAAGCCGUGUUUUGCAGCUCUUUACUCGGAUUGUCCAACAGAAGGCUCUCCCCCUGACACGCUUCCAGGCAGUGGUGGCCUUAGCAGUGGGACGUCUGGCAGACAAGUCAGUCCUCGUCUGUAAAAAUGCCAUUCAGCUGUUGGCCAGCUUUCUAGCCAACAAUCCCUUUUCCUGCAAGCUUAGUGAUGCCGACCUUGCUGGGCCACUGCAGAAGGAAAUCCAGAAAUUACAAGAAAUGAGAGCCCAGAGGCGCGCUGUGGCCGCAGCUGCAGCACUAGACCCAGAGGAGGAGUGGGAAGCCAUGUUGCCAGAAUUGAAGUCUACCCUGCAGCAGCUUCUAAAGCUUCCCCAGGAAGAGGUAGAGCAACAGAUCGCUGAUACGGAGACUGCAGAAGAGGUGAAAGGUCGCAUCCGCCAACUCCUCGCCAAAGCUAGUUACAAGCAGGCUAUUAUUCUCACUCGCAAAGCCACCAGCCACUUCCAGGACUCUGAACCCUUCAGUCACACAGCUGUGGAGGAAAACAGCUUCUUGAAUCUCUUGGGACUUAUCUUCAAAGAGCCUGCAGCUUGCACACAGGGGUCUUCUGGGGACACGGUCCCAGGGCUGAGUGGCAGUGAAGGCUCUGCCAGUGUGCCCGAGCCUGGGGGAUCAGAGAGGAACGCUGAGCUGGUGAAGCAGGAGAUGCUGGUGCAGUAUCUGCAGGAUGCCUACAGCUUCUCCCAGAAGGUCACAGAGGCCGUUGGCAUCAUCAGCAAGAUGAUGUAUGAAAACACAGCUACAGUGGUGCAGGAGGUGAUUGAAUUCUUUGUGAUGGUAUUCCAAUUUGGGGUACCCCAGGCCCUGGUUGGGGUACGCCGUAUGCUGCCUCUCAUCUGGUCUAAGGAGCCUGGUGUCCGGGAAGCUGUGCUUAAUGCCUACCGCCAGCUCUACCUCACCCCAAAAGGGGACUCGGCCAGAGCGAUGGCCCAGGCUUUGGUUCAGAACCUCUCUUUGUUGUUAGUGGAUGCCUCCGUCAGCACCAUCCAGUGUCUUGAGGAAAUUCUUUGUGAGUUUGUGCAGAAGGAUGAGAUAAAGCCAGCGGUGAUCCAACUGCUAUGGGAGCGGGCCACGGAGAAGGUCCCCUGCUCUCCUCUGGAGCGCUGUUCCUCUGUCAUGCUUCUUGGCAUGAUGGCACGAGGAAAACCAGAAAUUGUAGGAAGCAACUUAGACACCCUGGUGAAGCUAGGGCUGGGUGAGACGUUUCCACAGGACUACAGGCUGGCCCAGCAGGUGUGCCUUGCCAUCGCCAGCAUCUCGGACAGGAGGAAGCCGUCCCUAGGUGAACGUCAGCUCCCCUUCCGGCUGCCUCAGGAUCAUAGGUUGUUUGAACGACUUCGAGAGAUGGUCACAAAGGGCUUUGCUCACCCAGAUCCCCUCUGGGUCCCGUUCAAAGAGGUAGCAGUGACAUUGACCUACCAGCUGGCAGAGGGGCCUGAAGUGAUCUGUGCCCAGAUGUUGCAAGGCUGUGCAAAGCAAGCCUUGGAGCGGCUUGAGAAGAGUGCCACUGCGUCGUCAGACUCUAAGGACACUGUCCCCGUGCUCCCCACAUUCCUGCUGAUGAACCUGCUGUCGCUGGCUGGGGACGUGGCCCUACAGCAGCUGGUACAUUUGGAACAAGCAGUGAGUGGAGAGCUGAGUCGGCGGCGAGUUCUUCGAGAAGAACAGGAGCACAGGACCAAGGGCCCCAAGGAGAAGAAUACAAGCUCUGAAACAACCAUGGAUGAAGAGCUGGGGCUGGUCGGGGCCACUGCUGACGACACGGAGGCAGAGCUGGUCCGCAGCAUCUGUGAGCAGGAACUGCUGGAGGGCAAUCAGGUGCUGGCUGCCUUCAUUCCACUGCUGCUUAAAGUCUGCAACAACCCUGGCGUAUACAACAACCCGGAGCUCUCUGCAGCUGCCUCACUGGCCCUUGGCAAAUUCUGCAUGAUCAGUGCCCCUUUUUGUGACUCCCAGCUUCGCCUUCUAUUCACCAUGCUUGAAAAGUCUUCACUCCCUACUGUCCGGUCUAACCUCAUGGUCGCCACUGGCGAUCUGGCUAUCCGCUUCCCUAACCUGGUGGAUCCCUGGACUCCUCAUCUGUACGCCCGCCUCAGAGACCCAGCUCAGCAAGUGCGGAGGACAGCGGGGCUGGUGAUGACACACCUCAUCCUGAAGGACAUGGUGAAAGUGAAAGGGCAGGUGAGCGAGAUGGCCGUGCUGCUCAUCGACCCUGUGCCUCAGAUUGCUGCCCUGGCCAAGAAUUUCUUCAAUGAGCUCUCCCACAAGGGCAAUGCAAUCUAUAAUCUCCUCCCUGAUGUCAUCAGUCGCCUGUCAGACCCAGAGGGCGGGGUGGAGGAGGAACCCUUCCACACCAUCAUGAAGCAGCUCCUCUCCUACAUCACCAAGGACAAACAGACCGAGAGCUUGGUAGAGAAACUGUGUCAGCGCUUCCGCACAGCCCGAACUGAGCGGCAGUACCGGGAUCUAGCCUUCUGUGUGUCCCAGCUGCCCCUCACAGAGCGGGGUCUUCACAAGAUGCUGGACAACUUUGACUGCUUUGGAGACAAGCUGUUAGAUGAGUCUGUCUUCAGUGCUUUUUUGUCAGUUGUGGGCAAACUGCGUCGUGGGGCCAAGCCUGAGGGCAAGGCUGUAAUAGAUGAAUUUGAGCGGAAGCUUCGGGCCUGUCACACCAGAGGCAUGGAUGGAAUAGAGGAGCAUGAAGCUGGCCAAGGAGGCAGCCAGAGAGCCCUGUCUGCCAAGAAGCCCUCCACUGUCUCAAGACAACAGCCUCUGACUUCUGUGGACUCAGACAAUGACUUUGUCACACCAAAGCCUCGACGUACCAACCACCGUCGUCCCAAUACUCAGCAGUGCAAGUCCAAGAAGAAAGCCAAAAUUGUCUUCUCAAGUGAUGAGGCCAGCGAGGAUGAACUUUCAGCAGAGAUGACUGAAGAGGAGACACCCAAGAGAACCACCCCCAUCCGCAGAGCAUCUGCCCGAAGACACAGGUCCUAGGAGCUGUCUGUCUGUUCCUAUCCCUGCUGUGCAGGGUGUCUUAUCACAUGAUUUUGGAUUCAGUCCUCCUGUGAAAAAAUGUUUGUUGCCCCCUUGAUUUUAACAUGUAAAUGGUCUCUGCAUCCAAGACCUUUCUUUUAGAGCCUAUGUGA